This is a messenger RNA of Cavia porcellus (domestic guinea pig), 3748 nucleotides long. It is a transcript of the gene Ralgds, whose product is annotated as ral guanine nucleotide dissociation stimulator. The record is from RefSeq and is a predicted model, not a curated record. Lineage: Eukaryota; Metazoa; Chordata; Mammalia; Rodentia; Caviidae. Gene Ontology annotation, molecular function: guanyl-nucleotide exchange factor activity. The transcript is spliced from 18 exons. The coding region runs from base 284 to 2953 and encodes 889 amino acids. Gene Ontology annotation, cellular component: plasma membrane. Gene Ontology annotation, biological process: Ras protein signal transduction; positive regulation of GTPase activity.
GUUACUGCAUACACCACCCCCAUCCCACGUCAGGAAACUGGGGCUCCAGGAGAAGAGGAACCUGCAUGUCCCCAGGGGAGGCGACACCAGGCAGGGACAGGAACCCCUGAUCUUGCUCCCAGGCUCAGAGCAGCCUGCUCAGCCAGGCCUUGUGCACCCCACAAAGCCACCGGAAGAGGAUGUGAAACGCUUUCGGCAGAGCAGCAAGGUGAGGGUACUGGCAGAACGACAUUGGGUGCCAUGCAGGCUCUCAGCCACCGCUGCAGGGCCCUCAGGUGGUCUGAUGUGCCUCUGGGGAGACUCUGAAGACCCUGCCGAGCAGCCUCUCCUCGCCUCUGUGGUCUCAGGCACCCAGCCAGGCGCCCUCCUCUUGCAGCUGGGGUCCUCACAUCCAUCUGGCCGGGGUCCCAGGAGGAGCUCCACGCAGGAGAUCGGCGAGGAACUGAUCAACGGGGUCAUCUACUCCAUCUCCCUGCGCAAGGUGCAGCUGCAGCACGGGGCAAGCAAGGGCCAGCGCUGGCUCGGGUGCGAGAAUGAGUCAGCCCUGAACCUCUACGAGACCUGCAAGGUACGGACCGUGAAGGCAGGCACGCUGGAGAAGCUGGUAGAGCACCUGGUGCCCGCCUUCCAGGGCAGCGACCUUUCCUAUGUCACUGUCUUCUUGUGCACCUACCGCGCCUUCACCACCACCCAGCAGGUGCUGGACCUGCUCUUCAAAAGGUACGGUAGAUGUGACGCCCUCACGGCCUCCUCUAGAUAUGGCUGCAUUCUCCCCUACUCCAGCGAGGACGGCGGGCCGCAGGACCAACUCAGAAACGCCAUCUCCUCCAUCCUGGGCACCUGGCUGGACCAGUACUCGGAGGAUUUCUGCCAGCCUCCAGACUUCCCCUGCCUCAAGCAGCUGGUGGCCUAUGUGCAGCUCAACAUGCCUGGCUCAGACCUGGAGCGCCGUGCACACCUUCUCCUGGCCCAGCUGGAGGAUAUGGAGCCCAGCGAGACUGAGCCUGAGGCUUUGUCACCAGCUACGGUGCUCACUCUAAAGCCAGCCGCAGAAUUGGAGCCCGCCCCGGUCCCGCUUCUGACGUCCACUCCUAUAGCAGCGCCAGCGUCGGGCCCACAGCUGGAGCCAGCAUCACCUCCCGAGCCAGAGGCAGCUCCAGCCCCUGCCCUGGAGCAAGAGCCAUUGCCCGAGCUCCAGCCUGCAGCAGUGGCCAUCACAGAGCUGGAGCCCACUCUGUCUCAGACUCUCGAGCUGGAGCCGGUCCCGGGGCCUGGGCCAGCCCUUGAGCAGCCCUGGCCUCCUCCACCAGUGGCCACAGAGAAUGGACUGAGCCGGGAGAAGCCGCAAGUUCUGGUGUUCCCUCCCGACCUGGUGGCAGAGCAGUUCACACUGAUGGAUGCGGAGCUGUUCAAGAAGGUGGUGCCCUACCACUGCCUGGGCUCCAUCUGGUCCCAACGGGACAAGAAGGGCAAGGAGCACCUGGCUCCCACCAUCCGUGCCACCGUUGCCCAGUUCAACAACGUGGCCAACUGUGUGAUCACCACCUGCCUCGGGGACCGGAACACCAAGGCCCCAGACAGGGCCCGGGUGGUGGAGCACUGGAUCGAGGUGGCCAGGGAGUGCCGGGUCCUGAAGAACUUCUCCUCCCUCUACGCCAUCCUGUCUGCCCUGCAAAGCAAUGCCAUCCACCGCCUGAAGAAGACAUGGGAAGAUGUCUCCAGGGACAGCAUCCGAAUAUUCCAGAAGCUGUCUGAGAUUUUCUCUGACGAGAACAAUUACUCUCUGAGCCGAGAGCUGCUCAUCAAGGAGGGGACCUCCAAGUUUGCCACCCUGGAGAUGAACCCCAGGAGAGCUCAGAGGCGGCCAAAGGAGACGGGUGUCAUCCAGGGCACCAUUCCCUAUCUGGGCACUUUCCUCACUGACCUGGUGAUGCUGGACACUGCCAUGAAAGACUAUCUGUAUGGGCGACUGAUCAACUUCGAGAAGAGGAGGAAGGAGUUCGAAGUCAUUGCCCAGAUCAAGCUGCUGCAGUCAGCCUGCAACAACUACAGCAUUGCACCUGAGGAGCGCUUCCGGGCCUGGUUCCGGGCCCUGGACCGGCUCAGCGAGGCGGAGAGCUACAGCCUGUCGUGUGAGCUAGAGCCCCCGUCCGAGUCGGCCAGCAACACCCUCAAGUCCAAGAAGAGCACUGCCAUUGUCAAGCGCUGGAGCGACCGCCAGGCCCCCAGCACCGAGCUCAGUACCAGCAGCAGCUCCCACUCCAAGUCCUGUGAUCAGCUCAGGUGCGGCCCCUACCUCAGCAGCGGGGACAUUGCCGACGCCCUCAGUGUGCACUCGGCCGGCUCCUCCAGCUCUGACGUGGAGGAGAUCAACAUGAGCUUUGUCCCCGAGUCCCCGGAUGGCCAGGAAAAGAAGUUCUGGGAGUCGGCCUCACAGUCCUCCCCAGAGACCUCUGGCAUCAGCUCGGCCUCCAGUAGCACGUCCUCAUCCUCAGCCUCCACCACGCCUGUGGCCGCCACGCGCACUCACAAGCGCUCUGUCUCGGGGGUCUGCAGCUACAGCUCCUCGCUGCCGCUCUACAACCAGCAGGUGGGCGACUGCUGUAUCAUCCGCGUGAGCCUGGACGUGGACAACGGCAACAUGUACAAGAGCAUCCUGGUGACCAGCCAGGAUAAGGCUCCUACCGUCAUCCGCAAGGCCAUGGACAAACACAACCUGGACGAGGACGAGCCCGAGGACUACGAGCUGGUGCAGAUCAUUUCUGAUGACCGUAAGCUGAAGAUCCCCGAAAAUGCCAACGUGUUCUACGCCAUGAACUCUGCUGCCAACUACGACUUCAUCCUGAAGAAGCGGGCCUUCAGCAAGGGGGCAGCGAAGGUCAAGCAUGGGGCCAGCUCCACCCUCCCUCGCAUGAAACAGAAAGGACUCAAGAUUGCCAAGGGCAUCUUCUGAGGACCUCUCCUCAGGGUCUGGCUGGCCAGUGGCUCAGCGCUUACAGCCCAGAGUGACCAAGGCCAAGCAGGUACCUUCUGCCCACCUGCCAGCCCAGGCCACCUCCAUCUCCAGUUUCACCUGAACCUCUCCUGCCGCCGGGAUUGACACCUGUCAUCUGACAGGCUGACCUGGCCUCCGUGGACCACUCGCUGCCUUAGGUGCCUUCUGCUCUCUGGAACCAGAGGCCUAGCUGACCUCGUCAAGGAGGACGGCCGGUGGGCGUGGUACCCAGGCCUGCCCCUGGGCGCCACCCUCCAUCCACUUCCCUGACACCUUCCCAGGUGCGGGUCACUGCCAUCUGUGCCCCUGGCACCCCAGGGCACCCACACAACCAGCGGGUCUGACCACUGCGGUUCUCUCCUCCUGCCCACGGGCACUGGGCUGCGACCUUCCCGGGGUCCCAGCCCCUCCUCUCACCACUCGGGCCUUUCUCAGGCUGCACCAAAGAGUCCAUCAUCGGGGCCGAGCAGAGAGAGAGGCUCUCACCGACUGUGCGCUUCUCCCCGUGAGCAAGGAAGCCCCGUGGGUGUCGCACCUCAUGUCACUCCAAGUGCCAUUCACUGCAUCCGGGCUGGGCAAGGCCACACAAGAUGGGGUCGAGGAAACCGAGGGGACCUGGGGGAGGCGGAGGGCAACUGAAUAUUUGUAUAGAAAGAAAGAAAAAAUGUUUACUGAUUGGGGCGGGGCAAUAUUUAUUUGUUGUAAAUAGAAAAUGCUAGACUUGAAUAUUAUAUUAAAACCUCGUUUCUACUA